Hemicordylus capensis (graceful crag lizard) is the source of this 1354-nucleotide messenger RNA. Its product is annotated as protein eyes shut homolog. The record is from RefSeq and is a predicted model, not a curated record. NCBI's taxonomy places the organism in Eukaryota, Metazoa, Chordata, Lepidosauria, Squamata, Cordylidae. Gene Ontology annotation, molecular function: calcium ion binding; Notch binding. Gene Ontology annotation, biological process: Notch signaling pathway. The coding region runs from base 98 to 1354 and encodes 418 amino acids. The transcript has 11 exons.
CUACAGUGUCUUUAAGGAGGCAGGAGUGACACUGGCAUCUGCUACACGCAGGAAGAUAAAACGUAAUCUCUGACUGGGCUCUCGGCUUCGGUUCGUGAUGGGUUUUUCAGGACAGUUCUGCGAAAGAGAAGUCAAUGCCUGUGACUCAGGGCCUUGCUUGAAUGGUGCCGUCUGUGUGGAUGAUGUCAAUGGAUAUGAUUGUUUCUGCCCUGAAGGAUUUGAAGGUCUGAACUGUGAAAUCAACUUUGAUGACUGCUCUUACAGCUUCUGUAAAAACAACGCGACGUGUUUGGACCUGGUUGCAGACUACUCUUGUGUUUGUCCUCCAGGCUUCAUUGACAAAAACUGUUCAAUGGACAUUGAUGAAUGUGCCUUCAAGCCCUGCAAAAAUGGAGCCAGUUGCCAUAAUUUGAUUGGCAAAUUUUACUGUAACUGCUUGCCAGGGUUUACUGGUGAACUCUGUGAAGAGAAUAUUGGUAGCUGCCUAUCACAGCCUUGUGGAGCUCUCAGUCUCUGUAAGGAUGAAGUUGAUGGUUAUCAUUGCUUCUGCGCACCUGGUUUUAUAGGUAAUAACUGUGAGACAGAAGUGGAUGAGUGCCUAAGUGACCCAUGUCAGAAUGGUGCCACCUGUGUUGAGCAACUCAAUGCCUUCAACUGCAUGUGUUCUGAUGGAUUUCAAGGUGCAGUUUGUGAAGUCAACAUUAAUGAAUGUCACUCAAACCCCUGCCUCCAUAAUGCAACCUGUACUGACCUUACUGGCGGAUAUGACUGUGUCUGUCUACCUGGUUUCACUGGUAUGCACUGUGAAACUGAUAUAGAUGAGUGUGCUUCAUUUCCCUGCAAGUAUGGAGGCACCUGCAUUGACCAACCUGGUAAUUACUACUGCCAAUGUGUGGCUCCAUUUAAAGGUUUUAACUGUGAGUUCAGGCCCUGUGAGGGUGGCAAUCCCUGUGAGAAUGGAGCUGUGUGCCUCAAAGAGAUGGAUUUGACUGUCUUUCCUCUCGGCUUCCAGUGCCAGUGUUGGAAGGGCUUUGCAGGCCCCCGCUGCGAGAUCAACAUCGACGAGUGCAGCUCCAGCCCUUGCCUCCAUGGAUAUUGCUAUGACGUUGUUGAUGGCUUCUACUGCUUGUGCAACCCUGGAUACGCAGGACAAAAGUGUGAUCAAGACAUUGACGACUGCAUCAUUAAUGCAUGCAGACACAAUUCGACAUGCAUGGAUCUCCAUCUGGGCUACCAGUGUAUCUGCCUCCCUGGUUGGGAAGGGCCAUUUUGUGAAUCUGAAUCCAAUGAGUGUGACUCCAAUCCUUGUAUGAACAACAGCACUUGCACUGAUCUCUUCAAUGACUAUCGGUAA